ACUAAUCAAGAGUUCAGAGAUUUAUACUCAUUAGAUUUUGACUAUAUUUUACAUUAAGAGAUGAAGGUGAAAUGUAAUGCAUUGAUUUAAGAAAUUAGAUUUGAGAUCUAAACUUAAACGCUGCGUAGUUCCUGAGACAGGCUGAUCACUGAGAAGCUGCAUGUAAACGCCUUUUUACAGGGCAUCUCUCCAGCUGUUGUGUGACUCCAGGAUACAGCAUGUAAUUGGUGUCAUGAGGACACAAGAAUCAGGGACACAUGACUACUGUCUCCUGAGAGAGAGAGCGAGAGAGAGAGAGAGAGAGAGAUAGAGUGUGUUUGUGAAGAUCAGAAAGCUGAGAGAUGGAGAGAAGCAGCAGAUGGAGGAAAGAAACAGGAAGGAUACGUUUGGGGGGGAAAGUAGUAAAAAGAUUGUGAAGAAAGAGAUGAGGAACAGUGGAUAAUAGAGAGGAGAAGAAAGGAAAGAGAUAGAGAAGGGUUUGGAAUGAAAAGCUUGCUGAUAUGCAGCCGGCCUUGCCCUCACAGUUCUGGCCCAACCACAGGCAUCGGGGAUUUGGACCCAGCUGGCCUGAAUCCAGCCCCCUCAUGGAGCUCACCAUUGACGUACCCUGCGCCUGCUCUAGCUGUGGGGAGCGUAUCUUCAGGAUGCAUUCCAGUCGGAAAAAGACCAAGCUGCUGGGCGUGAUGAUGAUGAUCAACUUCCUCAUAUACAUCCUGGUAGAAGUGACCCGGAGCUACGGCCAGGGCAAACAAGACAACACACAACCACGUGUCCCUCCAAAACGUUUCUGGAAGAAGCCUGAACUCAGUGAGGCAUUCUGGAACCGUGAGCAACAAUUCCUGGACCACAUCUACAACCCUUUGAUUAUUUCUGCAGUCUCCACCAGCAACUCAUCCUUCCAGGAGCUCCCGCAACUCUCCGACUGGUUGAACCACACAACUGAGGCAGACCUGUGUGAGCCAGACCUCAGCAUAACCAUGCAGAUUAAGGACUAUAACUCCCUGCCCCAGCGCUUCAAGGACUUCCUCCUGUACAUGCGGUGCAGGUCUUACCCUAUGCUGGCAGAUGCACCUGGUGUUUGUUCAGACCCACCCUUCCUGCUCCUAGCUAUUAAGUCUCUGGCACCACAUUUCGACCGGCGCCAGGCCAUCAGGCAGUCUUGGGGUCGUGCAGGCAUCCUUGACAACCGUCGUGUGGUCACCGUGUUCUUGCUUGGCAGCAUUGAAGCGGUUGACCACUUCCCAGACUUGUCAGGGAUGGUCCGUCAUGAGGCAGCACUGCAUGGGGACCUUCUUCAGUGGGAUUACCGUGAUACCUUCUUCAAUCUCACCCUGAAGGAGGUUCUCUUCUUGGAGUGGCUAGGCAAUCGCUGCCCCUUAGCCCACUACAUCUUUAAGGGCGAUGACGAUGUCUUUGUCAACACCCGGCACAUCCUAAGGUAUCUUGGUGGACUUUCAGGCGCUGCGGCACGGGAUCUAUUUGUUGGAGAUGUGAUAACGAAUGCUGGACCUCACCGGGACAAGAAGCUAAAGUACUACAUCCCUGAGAGCGUCUUUGUGGGACCCUACCCACCCUAUGCCGGUGGGGGAGGGUACCUCUAUUCAGGCAACGUGGCACUGCGCCUGAAGAAUGUCUCUCAGCACAUCUCUCUGUUCCCCAUUGACGAUGUCUACACAGGCAUGUGUCUGCAGAGAUUGGGCCUGGUGCCCGAGAAGCACAAAGGGUUUAGGACAUUCAACAUCGACGAAAAGUACAGAGAGAACGCCUGCGCCUACCAGAGCUUGAUGCUGGUGCAUCCCAGGAGCCCGCAGGAGAUGAUUAAAAUCUGGAGCUGGAUUAGCGAUCCUGGAUUGAAUUGCUAGCGACAAUCUGACAGCUCUAGAUUGACUAAGUUAAAUUACACUGUUCCUAAGACACAAGUUCAGAUGUUGAUCAUGCUGAUCAUGGAGCAGUGACUGGACUGAACUGCUGGUCAGAGUCCAAAAGACCAAAAUCUGAUCUAUAGUUCCAGUGAGAGGUAAUGUCUUGAAUUGGUGGCCAUGAGUCAUUGAAAUGUAAACAAAGUUAUUCAGAAUGAUUUGGUAUAGCAUAGUGGGUUGUACAGAAACGUGCUGAUUUCUUUACAGUGGUGGUGAGAAGCGGUUGUGAAGUCUACAAUGGCCAUUUUAUUUAUCAUACAAUAUGACCAGUGUACCUGCAAGUGUUUUCUGAGUUCAUGUAAUUUUGUUGAUUAUGGUAAAUUUUACUUUUGGGCAACGAGAGUUCUUUGGAGUCUGUUUUCCCUGACAGUCCACUUGAAUGUGCGCAAUGAAUGUAACAUUUAUACGAGGUAACUUUUAGAGGCAUUAAAAGCCUCAAACAUCUGCUUCCUCUCACCACCACUGUGAACGAUUUCAACUCUCCAGAAUUUCAUAUCAAAUCACUUUAAAUGACUUUUCAACAAUUAUGCAAACAUUUGAAAAAAAUAAGGAAGCUGUUGGUCAGAGGUCAUUCCAGAGGACCAAAAAAGUUUUAAUUAGUGUUCUUGUCCGAUCUUGAGUCAGUGACCCUAGCUUGAACUACUCGUGAGAGUAUUGUAGAUUGCAGAUGUCUGAUCAUGGAGCAGGGAUCCUGAUUUAAUCCUUAAAUGGGAGAUAGCUCUCGAAGUUUAGCGGCUGAUCUUGCGUCAGUGCCCAGUUGACUGUUUUUGUUUUUUUUAAAUUAUUAUUAUUAUUAUUAUUAUUAUUAUUACACUUCUGAUUAGCUGUAGGAUUACCUUGCUUCUCUCACAUGUGUUUUUCUGUUUCUUUAGAUGAAUUUCUCAGGAUAUUUAUGCCUUUUAUUCUGCAGGAAGUGAGACCUGAGCCCAAGUAUGAUAUGCAUUUCAAGUCUCUCUAUGGUAAUAGAGCUGAUCCCAGUCCUAGCUCAGUGCUCACAUGGAUGCUGCACAGAAGUGCAGAAACCUGUAGUGUGGAUGCUGGGAAGGAUCUGUUGGACAUUGUUUCUUUAAGCCAGGGGUGCCCAACUCCAGUCCCAGAGGAGCAGUGUCCAGCACAGUUUGCUGAUUUACCUACUAAGAUGCACCUGAUUGCAUUCAUCUGUUAAGUGGCAGGCUUAGUGGGUGUGUUUAAGUAGGGAAACCUCCAAACUGUGCUAGACACUGGCCCUCCAGGACCGGAGUUGUGCACCCCUACUUUAAGCCAUUUAGCUGUUAAUAUGCUUUAGAGAGUAUGUCAUUGUUUUUAUCACCUCAUCAGCUUUAAAUACAGCUACACUUUAAGUCAAAAAGCACCUCUCAGAUGCACAUGCACUGUGUUGUCAGUUUAUUGGAUGCUCUGGUCUUGUACUUAUGAGGCCACCUACCUUACAGGUCUGUUAUGUACAUAAUUGCACUGUAACCUGUUGUCCACCCUCCAUUCAUCUGGACUGGUGCUGGCCAGAUACUAUUUGGAUGGUAGACCAUUCUCCACACUGAUGUGGUCAUGGUAUCAGACGCAAAAGCCACUCUCUUACAGCUCCCCUUUGUUGGUAUACAGUUAGAGACUGAUGCACAUCUGUUGAUGCGCAGUUUGUGUUAGUCAUCAUCUAGCCCAUCAUCAGUGAUCAGUUUCUGACCACAGAGCUGCCCUUGACAGGAUAUUUUUAAACCAACCUUUCUCUGCAGUGGACAGCAUUGUGCCUGAUGCAGUUAUCCCCACCACCACACACUACCAUAAACAAUACCACGUCCACUGUCUAAAUAAUAUCAGGCGAGUGGUGGUCCUAUGGUGGACCACUGAUGGAAAAACGUAUGAUGUGGGUUGUGGACAGUAGUGAAGAAAUGCGUCAGAAGCUGUUAAAGUACUUAAGAGAAUGAGGUGAAGUUAUAAAAUGCUGAUAAAUACUCUUAGAUGUCUGAUUCCUUCAUUUUUGGAUGUUUGUCAGUAAACAUUACAUUAAAAAAUGCUUGAAUAAUAUCAAAUAUUUAACCACGGUAUCACCUAUCAUAUAACGGUCAUUUAACCAUCCAGUGUCUGGCAAGCAAAUGUUCUUAAUCUCCUGCGCAGCAGUGUCUGAUGUGGUACUUGGUAUUUCUUCCUAUAACGUUUGACCAAAAAAGAAUGUAGUCAGAUGCCACUACUCAGAGCAUUUUCUGACCUUCACUACUACAGCAAACAUUUGUGAAUCUGUCUCAUUGAUUUGAAUAGGACCUGGAACCAAAGGUUAUUUCAUCAAUCAUGAAAAUUCUCAGGAUGAUGUGUGAAUUUCAUGUCAUUGACUUCUAGUGAAGACAUUAUUUACAGUCUGUUUUUAUUGUAAAACAUUGGAGGGGAGCUUAUUCUCAUAUCUGAAACUACUAGAUAUGAGGACAGUGUCUGCUGAUUUUUCAAUGAUGUUUCCUGGGACAAACAGUAAGCCUAGUUUUCAGUUUCAGUCUAAAAUGGCUCUCUGAGUGCACUGCACAGCGUGCCCUAUGUAGUGCACUGUAUUGGGACUAGGGAACAAUUGUAACUUCGGUACACUCCCCAUUGAAUAUCAGUUCUAUUCAAGUAUUGCACUAUCGUAGACCAAGACAUUUUACUUGUACUCUUAAAGCUUAAAAUACCAAGAAAUGCAUCCUAAAAUCAGUCCUUGCUUUUUCUGUGGGAAUAUUUAGGCGCUAUGAACUUUGUGUUUGUAUUGAUUGUGUGUCUGUGUGUAAGCUCCUCUGCUGGCAGCUUAAAAAUAAUUUCAGGGCUGCAAUUGUGUAAUUUUUGAUAACUGUUUAUUUGUCUUUUUGUUCAACUGCAUUGCUGUGUUGAAUUCCAGUAUUUAGACACGUGUUGGUGAUCUUUGUGUGUUUCUCUGAACAAGCCUGCUGCCUUGGAUUAUGACAAAGAUGUUGCCUUUAUGUUUCUGAUGUUUUCUUCUUACGACUUGGGGAAAUUUUAUUCCAAGAUAAUGUCACUCAGCCAUUAUGGACCUAUGGUAGUAAAUUACACAACUUGGGGAACAACACUGGAACAUAUAACACUUUUUUUUUUUUUUUUUUUUUUUUUUU
Messenger RNA from Pygocentrus nattereri (red-bellied piranha), 4999 nucleotides. It is a transcript of the gene b3gnt2a, whose product is annotated as UDP-GlcNAc:betaGal beta-1,3-N-acetylglucosaminyltransferase 2a. Gene Ontology annotation, molecular function: hexosyltransferase activity. Gene Ontology annotation, cellular component: membrane. NCBI's taxonomy places the organism in Eukaryota, Metazoa, Chordata, Actinopteri, Characiformes, Serrasalmidae. The record is from RefSeq and is a predicted model, not a curated record. The transcript has 2 exons. The coding region runs from base 501 to 1862 and encodes 453 amino acids.